Messenger RNA from Ipomoea triloba (trilobed morning glory), 1635 nucleotides. Its product is annotated as large ribosomal RNA subunit accumulation protein YCED homolog 1, chloroplastic-like. Bases 360 to 1421 code for a protein of 353 amino acids. The record is from RefSeq and is a predicted model, not a curated record. The transcript is spliced from 4 exons. NCBI's taxonomy places the organism in Eukaryota, Viridiplantae, Streptophyta, Magnoliopsida, Solanales, Convolvulaceae.
CCCAAAAAACCUGGCCGACGAGAUUCCUGGUACGCCGUCUUCUUCUUGAUUCUUCUUCCUUGAUUCCUGGUAUGCGCCAAGCUUCUCCAAACUCCAAAGUAUAACCCACAGCACAGCAGAUGUUAGAUUCUUUCUUCUUAAUCCUUGGCAGCAUAAUAUUCAGGCACAAACAUCGUGUAGCGAGGACGAGGGUAACGCCAGCUGCAUAGAGGAAACAGUUAAACAUCCAGUUAGCCAGUCAGUGCAAACCCACGACAUCCUAAGGUCUCCCCUCCACACGCACACUCUUCCUAGUUUAGUCUUCAUUCGGAUUUUGGUGGGUGAAUCAGCGGUGUUUCUGUUCCUGGCCUAGGAUAACAAUGUUGAUAACGGUAAGAGAAGUUUCUUCUCUGUCUCACUGCUUCGCUGCCUUCAACACUCCAAGGACGAACCGAAACAGCCUCGUUUGCAGAGCCAGCAGCGUCCGUGUCCACGGAAAUCCUUCUCUCACUCACCAAUCAUGGAAUCUUGCUCACCUUCUUAAUCCCAUAACCAGCUUUGAUAAUUCAGUAUCCCAAAUCAAGCUACACUACAAUCUUUUCUUUAUUGCCCAGAGAAGAAAUAGUAUUUUCCAAAAAGCUCCACCCCGAAGCUUGAAGUUCACAGUUAGAAAUCAGUGGUUUGCUCUGAAUAAGGAGGAGAUUUCUUCCGAUUUUGAUUGGGAUGAACUAGACCAAGAACUAGAAGAAGAAGACGAAGAAGAAGAAGAGGAUGAGGGCUCACCGUGGGAAGGUGCUGUGGUUUACCGAAGAAACCCUUCGGUUUCGCACUUGGAGUACUGCACCACCCUAGAAAGGCUGGGCCUUGGGAAGCUUUCCACUAAGGUUUCUAAGUCUCGCGCUUCGGUGAUGGGAAUCAGGGUUACCAAAGACGUCAAGGAUUACCCGGAAGGGACGCCGGUGCUGGUUUCACUCGAUGUAACCACUAAGAAGCACAAGGUGGUCAGGCUCGAUGGGAUUAUCCGAACAGUCAUUACUCUUGAUUGCAACAGGUGUGGUGAACCAGCUGCUGAAACUAUUUUUUCUAACUUCUCACUCUUGCUGAGUGAAGAACCCAUUAAGGAACCAAACACCCUGGACAUGGGUACAAUGUUUGGAUCCAAGAAUUUUGAAGCAUUAGAGGAAGAUGACGACGAUUCUUUGAUUGAUAUUGAAGAUCAACUUUAUUUUCCUUUGGAAAACAAAGCCAUUGACAUCUCAAAGAAUAUAAGAGACUUGGUGCACAUAGAAAUCACUCUUGAUGCCACCUGUGAUCCCCAAUGCAAGGGUUUAUGUUUGAGAUGUGGUACAAAUCUCAAUAUUCACAGCUGCAAGUGUCUUGAACAAAACAUGGAGGCAAAAGGUUUUAGUCCUCUUGGUGGUCUGAGAAAGAAAAUGCAAUGAUCAUAGUGGAAUUCAUGUAUGUUUCUAUAUAAGAAGAGUAAUACAUUCUUUGUGUAACACAACACUGCUGUUUAACAAGCACCCAUUUCGAUCAUGAAUGUAAUAUAUUGAGGAAGGGGGUAGCACUUGCACUUAUGGUCUUCUUCUUGUCCUAUUUUCAGUGUGAACAGUAACAUUCGGCUUAUCUAAUGGAAAUACAAAUAAGUUGAUACCU